Zingiber officinale is the source of this 1897-nucleotide messenger RNA. RefSeq names its product acyl-coenzyme A thioesterase 8-like. The record is from RefSeq and is a predicted model, not a curated record. Gene Ontology annotation, biological process: fatty acid catabolic process; acyl-CoA metabolic process. Gene Ontology annotation, molecular function: fatty acyl-CoA hydrolase activity. The transcript is spliced from 17 exons. Bases 287 to 1585 code for a protein of 432 amino acids. NCBI's taxonomy places the organism in Eukaryota, Viridiplantae, Streptophyta, Magnoliopsida, Zingiberales, Zingiberaceae.
GUUAUGGAUAAUUUUUAAAUUUAUUAUGAUAGUCGUUAGGAAAUUUUGGACUAGAUCGGUCAUUUAAUAAAUUUUAGUAGAUUGGUCAAAGAAUUAGAUGGUAUUUAAUAGUCGGUUGAACUCGAUAGUUGGAUUAAAAAAAAAUUAUUUAUACUGAUCCAUGCUUAUAAAAAUCAUAUCGACACGGCGGUUUGACCUGUUGACCAACAAUUGACCGGAUCAAUAGAUGUGUCACCGAUCGUGAAGACCAAAACCAUUCCUCCCGCUUGCCUUUCCUUUCCCAGCGAUGGAUCGCGGAAGAGUGAUCGAGUUCCUGGCACAAAUCCCUCUGCUGCAGCGGCUCCCUAAUCUUUCUCUCCGCAAGAUCGCACAGUCUGUCCGGGUGAAGCGCUAUGAAAACGGUGAAUAUGUUGUUCACGAAGGGAAAACUGGAGAGCUUAUAUAUUUCAUCUUUGAGGGCCAGGCUGAAAUUUCUGGACCUGCAGAUGCUGAAGAAGGAAAUUAUCCUACUGUCUCAUUAAAAAAAUUUGACACCUUUGGCCAUGAAAAUUAUGGUUGCAUUAAUCGUGCUAAUGUCAUAGCAUUAUCUAAGCUAACCUGCUUGGUGCUGUCAGACCAUUAUAGCAAUUUUCUGCAACCCAAAUCAAUUUGGAAUGCAGAUGAAGCAUCUGAAGGUUUCUCACUUGUGGAGCGUACAUUGUGCCUAGAGCCACUGGAAGUGGAUAUAUUUCGAGGCUUUACUUUGCCAGGUUCUCCAUCAUUUAGACAAGUCUUUGGAGGCCAGUUUAUUGGACAGGCAUUAGCAGCAGCAUCUAAGACAGUGGAUUGCCUAAAAUUGGUGCAUAGUUUGCAUGCUCUGUUUAUUUUAGCUGGACAUAACAAUGUUCCCAUUAUAUAUCACGUUCAUCGUAUUCACGAUGGCAAGAACUUUGCUACCAGACAAGUUGAUGCCCAACAAAAUGGAAGGGUCCUAUUCAUUUUGCUUGCUUCUUUUCAGCAGAAAGUGGUUGAAGAAUUUGAACAUCAGGAAGUUUGCAUGCCGCAUGUACCUGAUCCAGAGACUGUAAGUCUUCCAAAUCUAGAAGAGCUAAGAGAGAGGCGUCUAUCAGAUUCCAAUCUUUCCAUGGAAUACCGAAACAAAAUUAAUAGUAAAAAAUUUAUUCCCUGGCCUAUAGAGAUAAGAAGUUGUGAUGCAAUCAAUUUCUCGGAACAAUCUCAACCAAGGUUGAACUAUUGGUUUAAAGCAAGAGGGAAACUUACAGCUGACCCAGCUUUGCAUAGGUGUGUUGUAGCAUAUGCUUCUGAUCUUAUCUUUGGUGGCAUUAGCCUAAAUCCUCACCGAAGGAGGGGCUUGAAGACAGCAUCUCUCAGUUUGGAUCAUUCGAUUUGGUUCCAUAGACCUGUAAGAGCGGACGAUUGGCUGUUAUUUGUGAUGGAGAGCUCAUCUGCUAGCGGAGGCCGUGGAUUAUGCAAUGGUCAAAUGUUUAACAAGAGCGGUCAGCUAAUCAUGUCGCUAACCCAAGAGGGUCUUAUUAGAAAAGCUAAAGUAGCAGUACAAAAUGAAGUUCCCAAAUCCAAGCUCUAAGAGCCCUUUGGUGUUCCUCUCCUGCCUUUAAGUUGUGCUGCUCGCACUAAGAUUCUCCAUUUGUAUUUCAAAGUGGGGGCCUAGGUCUAACACCUCAAAGGAUGGCUGAUGUAUUGAAUAAUAGUACCUACGGGAGUAAAAGAGGAAAUGCUUAUGUUUGGACUUAUGUGUAUAGUAUUCAAUCAGUGCCUAGCUUUAACCAAGCAAAGUUGGUCAAUAGUUAAACAAACAACGUUUGGACAUCUUGAUCAAUCAGUGUAUAGCUUUGUCAAGUUUUUAUAAUAUUGAGAAAUUUCAUUGGGGAGCCGACAA